AGCUGCUCUGACCCCGAGUCGAGCUGCCAGUGGUCACGGCGUGUUGCGGCUCCGACUUGAACCAAGAUCUGGUGACCCAGCGUCCAUGCCGCCACGCUCUUUCGUCAGAUCACGGCACGCGCACUGCCUUUUGGCGUUUCGGUGACGAUCGACGACGAAAAACAGCUCACGUCAAUUCUGCGCCCACUCGCUCCACGGUCAUUGUUCAGGCUCGUACACAUUCUCGACCCGAGCCUCGUUCCCCAAGCCGUUCAUGUGUAAUUUCAGCCUGGCCGGAGAGAUCCCUGCAUGCAGGACCGCAACUGGCGCCAAUCGAUUACGCUACAGUCCGUGCUAUCCUAAGCUCCACUCCCGGAACUCCCCCUCCAGAGCGUACCGUCGUUAUCCUUCUGCCUUGACAAUCUCACAAUCUGUCUUCUUGCCCAGAAGAAUACUUGUCCUUUUGAACCUUCAGGCAUAAAAGGCCACUGGGUCUAUUGUUCAGCGCCCAAACCCCCAUAGGCACCAGUCGCCAUGUUUUCCGUUAUUGCGGAUUUGCUCACUACCGUCACCACAGUUCUCUUCCCCAUCUUCGCCUCAUACAAGGCACUUCGCACCUCGGACCCGGCCCAACUGACGCCAUGGCUCAUGUAUUGGGUCGUGGUCUCUCUCUUAUUCACCGCUGAGAGCACGCUAGGCUUCGUCUUGAGCUGGAUUCCUUUCUACUCUUGGCUCCGACUUAUGCUACACCUCUACCUCGUCUUACCGGGCAAGCAAGGCGCAACCCUUCUGUACCAGGAGUACGUGCACCCCUUCUUCGCGGAACACGAGAACGACAUCGACAAGUUCAUAACAGAGGCACAUGAGAAGGCCAAGGCAGCCGGGUUGCAGUAUCUUAAGCAAGCUGUCGAAUGGUUCAAGGUGAACGUGUUGGGCAUGGAAGCAAGACCCCCAACGCCACCAGCACGCCAUCAGGGAAGCUACGCUCAACAGCUAUUUUCACGCUUCAACCUCCCCUCAGCACGGGAGGGACUUGCAGCCCCCGCCGGCGACUUCGUCUCCCUCCUUGCCUCUGCUCUACAGUACACGACAUCCACUGGCGGCAGCCGCGAGGCCCAAGCACAGGAUCUCAGCGCGUCCGGCACGCUUAUUCCGCGUGAGCUGUCCACCAAUGCUGAACGCAUGACCUACAUAUCCACACAGCGCGAGCGUCUGCGCGUGCUCCUCUCCGCCUUCGACAAGGAAGCGUAUAACUUAGCCAGUGCGCCGCCUGACUCUGAGCCGUUGACCAGAGAGAGGAGCACCGGUGACCUCAGCAAGAGCAGGAGUGAGGCGGACUUUGACAAGAUUGAAAAGGACGAGGUACAGUCGAGUGCUGCGCCGGGCCAGGGCAGCUGGAUGCCCUGGAACUGGUCGAAAGGCAACCCUCAGACGGAGGCGUGGGCGAGGGACAAGGACGCACCUCCUCAGGGCAAGUCUUCGGGGGUGGACGUGGGACUUUAGAUCGUCAUGGACUACGAAAUCUUUCUUCUGUCGACUCGCCUCUUGUGUAACGGAUUUACUACACCUUUUGUAUAUGAUUAGACGCUUGUAUCGCUAGAUUAUUGUUCUCACGACGAAGGGAUACAGAACUGGGAGAUAUGGCGCCGAGAACGACGAUUUCAAUUCUAGUGCGGAGUGGGUAUAUGUCGCCAGGACAAUGCAGACACAUCUACGUCUAUCUUCAUGUACAUGCGCUUCCUAGCGCGACUGGAUAUAGAAGAGCACAUUGCACUGCUCUAUGCACGUGUUAUCAGUCCUUCAGGAACGUCGGGCAGUCAACUUUCAAGUGACUAAAUGCCUAGAUCUUCUGUCGAUCUGCUUCCCGAAUCAUGUGCCUUGGAUGUCUG
Messenger RNA from Verruconis gallopava, 1868 nucleotides. RefSeq lists its product as uncharacterized. The record is from RefSeq and is a predicted model, not a curated record. NCBI's taxonomy places the organism in Eukaryota, Fungi, Ascomycota, Dothideomycetes, Venturiales, Sympoventuriaceae. Bases 514 to 1482 code for a protein of 322 amino acids. The transcript has 2 exons.